GGAGGGAGAAAUGGCAGGACAGCAAUCUAACGAUCCCUACUAUUUUUACUUGUUCGAGAAGCUGUUUCACUCUGAUAUAUGUCACAAUAGGGAAGAAAAUACAGUCGCAACAUCCAUUUCAUGCCAAAUUUAAGAAAAUGUAUAAUUUCUGUUUCAGGGAAAAUGUUAAAAUACCUAUUAGGAAUCAGCAUUGCUAUCCUGCUGAACCAUGGGUGCGUUGUGGAAACUCUUGAUUUUUCAGAAAUGAGUAUGGAUUCACAGUUUAGCUACAGAGAUGAGCCAGUGCAUCAUAUCAAAAAAAGAAGUGCAGUUAUGAAUGAAUGUCUGUUCAAUUCAUCCGUAUGUGGUCCAAAUGCCACCUGCACAAAUGAAACAGGGAGUUACAUUUGCUCAUGUUCGAGUGGAUUCACUUCAACAAACUCAAGUCUCCCCGUCAGCAUCAAUAACACAUGUACAGAUACAAAUGAAUGUCUGUUCAGUUCAUCUGCAUGUGGUCCAAAUGCCAACUGCACAAAUACAGAAGGAAGUUACAAUUGCUCAUGUUUGAAUGGAUUCACUCCAACAAACUCAAGUCUCCCCGUCAGCAUCAAUAACACAUGUUCAGAUAUAGAUGAAUGUCUGUUCAGUCCAUCUGUAUGUGGUCCAAAUGCCAACUGCAUAAAUACAAAAGGAAGUUACAAUUGCUCAUGUUUGAAUGGAUUCACUCCAACAAACUCAAGUCUCCCCGUCAGCAUCAAUAACACAUGUUCAGAUAUAGAUGAAUGUCUGUUCAGUCCAUCUGUAUGUGGUCCAAAUGCCAACUGCAUAAAUACAAAAGGAAGUUACAAUUGCUCAUGUUUGAAUGGAUUCACUCCAACAAACUCAAGUCUCCCCGUCAGCAUCAAUAACACAUGUUCAGAUAUAGAUGGAUGUCUUUUCAAUUCAUCUGUAUGUGGCCCAAAUGCCAACUGCAUAAAUACAAAAGGAAGUUACAAUUGCUCAUGUUUGAAUGGAUUCACUCCAACAAACUCAAGUCUCCCCAUCAGCAUCAAUAACACAUGUUCAGAUAUAGAUGAAUGUCUGUUUAAUUCAUCUGUAUGUGGUCCAAAUGCCAACUGCAUAAAUACAAAAGGAAGUUACAAUUGCUCAUGUUUGAAUGGAUUCACUCCAACAAACUCAAGUCUCCCCAUCAGCAUCAAUAACACAUGUUCAGAUAUAGAUGAAUGUCUGUUCAAUUCAUCUGUAUGUGGCCCAAAUGCCAACUGCAUAAAUACAAAAGGAAGUUACAAUUGCUCAUGUUUGAAUGGAUUCACUCCAACAAACUCAAGUCUCCCCGUCAGCAUCAAUAACACAUGUUCAGAUAUAGAUGGAUGUCUUUUCAAUUCAUCUGUAUGUGGUCCAAAUGCCAACUGCAUAAAUACAAAAGGAAGUUACAAUUGCUCAUGUUUGAAUGGAUUCACUCCAACAAACUCAAGUCUCCCCGUCAGCAUCAAUAACACAUGUUCAGAUAUAGAUGAAUGUCUGUUCAAUUCAUCUGUAUGUGGCCCAAAUGCCAACUGCAUAAAUACAAAAGGAAGUUACAAUUGCUCAUGUUUGAAUGGAUUCACUCCAACAAACUCAAGUCUCCCCGUCAGCAUCAAUAACACAUGUUCAGAUAUAGAUGAAUGUCUGUUUAAUUCAUCUGUAUGUGGUCCAAAUGCCAACUGCAUAAAUACAAAAGGAAGUUACAAUUGCUCAUGUUUGAAUGGAUUCACUCCAACAAACUCAAGUCUCCCCGUCAGCAUCAAUAACACAUGUUCAGAUAUAGAUGAAUGUCUGUUCAAUUCAUCUGUAUGUGGCCCAAAUGCCAACUGCAUAAAUACAAAAGGAAGUUACAAUUGCUCAUGUUUGAAUGGAUUCACUCCAACAAACUCAAGUCUCCCCGUCAGCAUCAAUAACACAUGUUCAGAUAUAGAUGGAUGUCUUUUCAAUUCAUCUGUAUGUGGUCCAAAUGCCAACUGCAUAAAUACAAAAGGAAGUUACAAUUGCUCAUGUUUGAAUGGAUUCACUCCAACAAACUCAAGUCUCCCCGUCAGCAUCAAUAACACAUGUUCAGAUAUAGAUGAAUGUCUGUUCAAUUCAUCUGUAUGUGGCCCAAAUGCCAACUGCAUAAAUACAAAAGGAAGUUACAAUUGCUCAUGUUUGAAUGGAUUCACUCCAACAAACUCAAGUCUCCCCGUCAGCAUCAAUAACACAUGUUCAGAUAUAAAUGAAUGUCUGUUCAAUCCAUCUGUAUGUGGCCCAAAUGCCAACUGCAUAAAUACAAAAGGAAGUUACAAUUGCUCAUGUUUGAAUGGAUUCACUCCAACAAACUCAAGUCUCCCCGUCAGCAUCAAUAACACAUGUUCAGAUAUAGAUGGAUGUCUUUUCAAUUCAUCUGUAUGUGGUCCAAAUGCCAACUGCAUAAAUACAAAAGGAAGUUACAAUUGCUCAUGUUUGAAUGGAUUCACUCCAACAAACUCAAGUCUCCCCGUCAGCAUCAAUAACACAUGUUCAGAUAUAAAUGAAUGUCUGUUCAAUCCAUCUGUAUGUGGUCCAAAUGCCAACUGCAUAAAUACAAAAGGAAGUUACAAUUGCUCAUGUUUGAAUGGAUUCACUCCAACAAACUCAAGUCUCCCCGUCAGCAUCAAUAACACAUGUUCAGAUAUAAAUGAAUGUCUGUUCAGUCCAUCUGUAUGUGGCCCAAAUGCCAACUGCAUAAAUACAAAAGGAAGUUACAAUUGCUCAUGUUUGAAUGGAUUCACUCCAACAAACUCAAGUCUCCCCGUCAGCAUCAAUAACACAUGUUCAGUUUCAACAGUAACACCAUCAACAUUACCACCAACAACAUCACCACCAAACCAAACAUCACCAACAACAGUGUCAACAACAGCACAGACAGUUAUUGGAAUGUCAAUGAAAAUAGUUAAGACUUUUGACACCAGUCUUACUGACCCUAAUAGCAAGGAUUACAAAGAUUUAUCUGGACAAAUUAAGACAGCAAUUGAGUUAAGUUAUUCUAAAAAGUUAACUGGCUACAUUCCUAAUUCUACAAAAGUCUCUGGCUUCAGACCUGGUAGUGUUAUAGCAGACUAUACAAUAGGAGCAACAUCCAACAGCCUUGAUUUUACAGCAGCAAACACAGAUGUUUCUGACUCUCUAAAAGCACAAGGAAUCAUUUUAGCUGAAGAUGCUUUUGCUCAAAGUGAACAAAAGGACUUCACAAAAGAUGAAUUAUAUCCUUUGCAAAAGCUGGAUCUGAACUGCAUACAGCCAGACUUUGCAAAGGGACCAAUAAAAUGGAUGGUGAACAACAAAGAUCCUGCACUAGACAACACAAGAUACACCAUUUCAAACAACAGCAGCACUCUCACUGUGAAAAACACUAGUGAAAGUGACAGUGGUCAAUACUCAUGCAUCAUACAAACAAAUACAAUACCGUACAUUCAGUGGCAAAACAUUAUUAUUAAACAACGCCCCACUAUCAUUGUGGGUGAUACAUACCGUGUUUUUCAAUGUGUAAACAGCACUGUCCAACUGAGAUGUUCUGUUGAUGCUGGCUACAAUGUUGAGUGGGUCCUGAAUGAUGCAGUACAAACUUCAGUACCUGCAUCAGGCUCUGACAUCAUAUUAAACCAUCCUACUAAAAGUGGGGAUUGUAAGGAGGAAACCUUUACAUGCCGUCUCAAGGGUCUGCCAACACUACUUGAGUACAGUUACAGCUGGAGCAGAGUCACAGUAAAGACAAGCGCAGAAAAUUUUGACUGUAAAAAUGAAGAACUUGGACUUGGAAAAACAAAUGAUGAAAAGAAAGGAAUCUGUGUAAGUGGCUUUAAAGGCACCAUAACUUACAGAUGUGAAUCACGUGGGUGGAUACCAGUACAGGACAACUGUGUGUUUGAACCUAUCUUCGACCUUAAAAUCAGAGCUGAGGUCUUGCUUGUGGAGGAGAUUCCAGAGUUUAUGGCUAACCUCAGUAGUGCCACAGCACAGAAUAGUGUUAAUAUAACACAGUCUGCUGCUACUGUUCAAGCUAUUGUUCUUAUACUUUUUAAAGUUGCUAAUUUGUCACAAGCUGCUGUCAUCAAUAAUCCAGUGAUGGUGAAUUACCUAGAAACAGUGAACAUCAUUGUAUCAGGUAAUGUCAGUGAUACAUGGAACACAUUGAACAAAGGAAACACCACAGAAAACACCAGCAUUCAACUUCUGAGCGGUAUUGAGAAGAUAAGUGACCGUCUCAAAGAUGAGUUUGCGAUUAAUAAAACAUCAAUUCAGCUGAACAGAACUACAAUUAAUAACUCAUUCAGUAUAACAUCAACACUGCCAAACUCAACUACGGAGAUUGUAAUACCACAGGUUCCUAAUGUGACUACUGUAACCAUCAUAAUCUUCACAACUCUUGACAAUGUCCUACCUACUCGUGAUACUAAUAAUGACAGUAGGAAUUCAGAUGUGCGCAUCAAUGGAGAUGUGGUGGUUGUUAAAGUUAAUGAAAUGCUUAACAACAUUUCUUUUGCGUUUGACAUUACUGAUCAGUCUUUGGGAAAUCCUCAGUGUGUCUUUUGGAACUUCAAUCUUGACGGAUGGGAUUCCACUGGAUGUGAAGUAAAGCCCUCAGCGAACCAAACUGGCAAGAUUACAUGUGAAUGCAACCACACAACCUCUUUUUCAAUCCUAAUGUCACCGUUUUCCAUUGAUCACAAAGCCUUAGCCUAUAUAACUUACAUUGGAGUAACUAUUUCAAUGGCUAGCUUGGUUAUAUGCCUCAUUAUUGAGACUAUUGUAUGGAAGUCGGUAAGAAGAAAUGACACAUCCUACAUGCGACAUGUCUCCAUAGUCAACAUUGCCGUGUCCCUGCUGAUCGCAAACAUCUGUUUUAUCAUUGGAGCCGCAAUCACAGAUCAAGAGCAGCCAACCUCAGUGGGUCGCUGCAGUCCAGCGGUUUUCUUCAUGCACUUUUUUUACCUGGCUCUUUUCUUCUGGAUGCUAAUUUCAGCGCUGUUUCUCUUUUACCGUACAGUCAUGGUCUUUUCCCAGACGUCAAGGGCCAAAAUGAUGGCCAUUGCCUUCAUAGUCGGUUAUGGUGCACCUUUGCUCAUAGCAGCCAUUACUGUUGCUUCGACAGCUGGACCUCAAAAUUAUGUUUCCAAACAAGCUUGCUGGCUGAACUGGGAUGAAUCUAAGGCCCUGUUGGCAUUUGUGAUUCCAGCUCUCACUAUUGUAGCCAUAAACCUUUUGGUUUUGAUUGUGGCUCUGUAUAAGUUAUUGAGGAGAGAUGGUGCCACAACUCAACCAGAUGAGAAACAUGCCCUUGUGGUCAUUUUCCGAUGUGUGGCCAUUUUGACUCCUAUCUUUGGUCUAACAUGGGGAUUUGGAAUUGGAACCAUGGUGUCACGUGACUUGGGUGUUCAUGUGGUGUUUACAAUCCUCAAUUCACUGCAGGGAUUAUUUAUUUUGGUGUUUGGAACGCUUUUAGACAGCAAGGUUCGUGAGUCACUACGAGGAAAGCUGUCACUACAAAAAAUCAGUUCCAACCAAACCAAGAGUUCCAGUGCAGGACCAUCAUCCACAUCUGGACUCACUUUCUUUCAAAGGUUGCAACGGAAGAAUGUGUACAACGUGUCUGAAGCCAACAUUUCCUCAGCAGUUAAAGACAGCUCCAACGGCUCAUAUAACAUUAUUAACACUUAAAAGACACUCCAAAAGGGUUUCCUCCUCUGCAAUUUCUGUUACUGUUUUGUGGAAGAAAUGUUUCUAUGUUCUGAUAUUAUUAGUCAAAAAAUAAGGUUACAAUAUGACUUUAUACUUUGUUGUGUAAUAUAUGUGCAUGCAGUGAUUGGGGUGUAUGGACUUUUAUCUAUACUUGAAAAAUGGGGGUAAUUUUUCACAACUCAAGAGUAAGAGUAAGAUUCCUUUGCUUUGUGAAGUUCACUUUUUUAUUUUAUAUUAGACAUUUUAAGUGUGAGGAAUUAUUGGUUUAAUGACAUGGUUUUCUGCUCUUUUAUGAAAAAUUUCAAAUGUUUCCAAAAUUUCCAAAUAUUACUUUAGACAAUAAUUACUAAUAAUUAAAUGCCUCUUCAUAUAGUAUUUACUUGAAUAGCUUUCUUAAGCAACUCAUUUUAUACUUCUUGUGAAAUGCUAAUUUAGAUUGCUGGGUCAAAAUCAAGUACUAAUAAAACUGUUUCUUGCCUUAAUUGGAGAGAACAGUUAAAACAGACUGGAAAGUGGAGGAGAGAGAAAAUUUUAUACUAAAUUGCAGUUAUGUGAAUUAUUUUAUUUGAUUCGUUAUAUCAAUUUCUUAAAAUGCAGUUUAAUAUAUAAAAUGUGUAUAUAACAAAAUAUGUCAAACAUUAUGUAAAACAUUUUUAAUAGGAAAUCAACUCUUUAAUAUGAGCCCCUAAUUAUACAUUAUGGAAAAUGGUUCUAGGUACUAAUUUCAACUUAAAUUUAUUUUAAACUCUAAGCCUUUAAAAUACAAAGUACAAAUUAGCAUUUUGUAUUUCAAAUAGGCCUACAUGUAGCCUAUCUGAAAUACUGCAGAUGAUGAUAUGUGAUACAGAGAGAAUAUGUAUUAUGCUGGCUGUUUUAAAAUACAGCCAUACAUGUAACGAUUUAAUAAUUAUCAUGAAACCUGAGAAAUCAACUG
Messenger RNA from Ctenopharyngodon idella (grass carp), 6643 nucleotides. Its product is annotated as adhesion G protein-coupled receptor F5-like. Gene Ontology annotation, molecular function: calcium ion binding; G protein-coupled receptor activity. Gene Ontology annotation, cellular component: membrane. The record is from RefSeq and is a predicted model, not a curated record. Gene Ontology annotation, biological process: G protein-coupled receptor signaling pathway; cell surface receptor signaling pathway. Lineage: Eukaryota; Metazoa; Chordata; Actinopteri; Cypriniformes; Xenocyprididae. Bases 121 to 5688 code for a protein of 1855 amino acids. The transcript has 34 exons.